AGAGGGUUUGGUUUUUGAAAGAAAAAAGAACCUGCCAUUUCUCCCCCCUUUUAGGGUGACCUUUUGUUUUCGUUCUUAGAAAAAAAAUUUGAAGCAAAAGCAGAAAGAUUUUGAAGUUUAUUCUAACAAAAAUGGACACUGAAUCCCCAAAAUAGCCUUAUGAUUUUUUUUCACCAUUGCUUUGCAUGUCAGUUUUGACUGCAGUAGAAAAGACAGGCUUUUGUCUUAACCCACACUUUAUAUAACAAAGCCUUUCUUUAUAUAGCUCAAAACCAGGAACAUCAAUUAUUACAUCUCAUAAUAUAUUCAUUGUACUUGCAACAAUUGUGUCUUUCAUCUCCAUCCUUCCACCACUUCCUCAAAAGUCCAUCUUCCUCAGUUUAGCCCUUCUUUUUCCUUCAUAGACUGCUUCCAGACAGGUCCAGGGAAUGCAGAAAGAUGUGCUUGCAUGCUGUGAACUUUUUAUUUGAAGCACAUAAAGUUGUAUCCGGUUCUGAAUUACCCGCAUUCAUUCCCGAUGAUGUUGGAUGCUCAACAGACAGCAAAUUCAUUCCCUGUAUUCAUAUUGUAAAUAGAGUUGAAAGUAAAAUCUCUGCCAUGUUGAAGGGUGACCUCGUUGAAGACGGUUGAGCACUCCGGUUAUAGCCACUCCUGCUCUUUAGAUGUUAUACAUAUAUAUAGUUACUGCAGGAGAUAAAAAUUUAUCUAAGGGUGUUAAGAUUUGAACUUUAGAAUGGAAAAUAAAGGGAAGGUGUUGAUGCAUAAGUAUGAAUUCGGAAGAUUGUUAGGACAAGGAAACUUUGCCAAGGUUUACUAUGCAAGGAAUAUAAAAACCAGUCAGAGUGUGGCGGUUAAGGUCAUCGACAAGGGGAAGGUUUUGAAAGUGGGGAUGAUGGACCAAACCAAGAGGGAGAUAUCGGUUAUGAGCCUGGUUAAACACCCGAAUAUCCUGGAGCUUUAUGAGGUGAUGGCUAGCAAGAACAAGAUUUACUUUGUUAUGGAAUAUGCCAAAGGUGGUGAGCUCUUCAAGAAGGUAUCUAAAGGGAAGUUGAGAGAGGACAUGGCAAGGAAGUAUUUUCAACAACUGAUCAGUGCAGUUGAUUUUUGCCACAGCAGAGGCGUUUAUCAUCGGGAUCUGAAGCCGGAAAACUUACUCCUGGAUGAAAAUGGAAUUCUUAAAGUGUCGGAUUUCGGUUUGAGUGCGCUUGCAGAGUCUAAGCAUCAAGACGGGUUACUCCACACAAGUUGUGGAACCCCUGCUUAUGUAGCGCCUGAAGUUAUAAACCGAAAGGGUUAUGAUGGAGCCAAAGCCGAUAUCUGGUCUUGUGGGGUGAUCCUCUAUGUUAUGCUUGCUGGUUAUCUGCCAUUUCAUGAUUCGAAUCUAAUAGCAAUCUAUAGGAAAAUAAGCAAGGCAGAGUACAAAUUUCCUAAUUGGUUUUCACCUGAAGUGACCAAGCUGCUGUCAAGAAUCCUCAAUCCGAAUCCAAAAGCUAGGAUUUCAAUCGCGAAAAUAAUGACAAAUCCGUGGUUCAGAAAAGGGUUUAACUCGAAACCAAUUCAGAGUAAAGUUGAAAAAGUGUUGGUUCCAGCCGAUAUCGAUGCAGCUUUUAGUUCUGAGACUAAGUCCAAUGCAUUUGAAGCAAAGAAAGACAUGGCUAAGGUAACUAAUUUGAAUGCCUUCGACAUCAUUUCUUUAUCGAGUGGAUUCGAUUUGUCCGGACUAUUUGUGGAAAAUGACGAGAAGAAGGAAGUGCAAUUUACGUCGACACAUACGUUCUCUGCCAUAACAUCUAAACUAGAGGACAUUGCUCAAAACUUGAAGUUGAAAGUUAAGAAGCAUGGAGGGCUAAUGAAAAUGGAAGGAUCCAACGGAGGUCGAAAAGGCGCAUUGGCUAUUGAUGCCGAGAUAUUUGAGUUUACCCCAUCUUUCCACUUAGUGGAGCUGAGGAAAUCCUGUGGUGAUACAUUGGAGUUUCGAAAUAUGUUUCAACAGGAUGUUAGACCAGCACUGAAGGACAUUGUUUGGGCUUGGCAAGGUGAGCCGCUUCGCUCAUCCUAGCCGUCUUCAAUUCAAGUAUUAUUUGCAUAAUGUUUUUAAUGUUUCUCUUUGUUGAAUCAUUGUUAGGCAAUUCAAGUUGGAUUUCAUUGUGUGAUUCUGGCAUUUGGGUGUUGUUUAGUAACCAUUUUAUUAAUGUUUGUGAAUGAUAUCUAAGUUCGGUUGUGUUGUGCGGUUAA
Messenger RNA from Gossypium raimondii (Peruvian cotton), 2235 nucleotides. RefSeq names its product CBL-interacting protein kinase 18. Gene Ontology annotation, molecular function: ATP binding; protein kinase activity. The record is from RefSeq and is a predicted model, not a curated record. The transcript has 2 exons. NCBI's taxonomy places the organism in Eukaryota, Viridiplantae, Streptophyta, Magnoliopsida, Malvales, Malvaceae. Gene Ontology annotation, biological process: signal transduction; protein phosphorylation. The coding region runs from base 734 to 2059 and encodes 441 amino acids.